Molecule: messenger RNA, 1161 nt
Organism: Anopheles coustani
Lineage: Eukaryota; Metazoa; Arthropoda; Insecta; Diptera; Culicidae
Gene: KdelR
Product: ER lumen protein-retaining receptor
Exons: 2
Coding region: 350-988 (212 amino acids)
Biological process (GO): protein retention in ER lumen; endoplasmic reticulum to Golgi vesicle-mediated transport
Cellular component (GO): cis-Golgi network; membrane; endoplasmic reticulum
Molecular function (GO): ER lumen protein retrieval receptor activity
Source: RefSeq, a predicted model, not a curated record
AAAGAAGUGUUUACACGUCAGUCGGACGGAAUCUAGUUGCUUCGUUUUCUAGGCUGGAAAAAUACAUUAGUAUUUGGAAAUACAUUAUUUUAAGUUAGUUUAUCGUCGAUUAGGUGUCUAGUGGAAGUUUGAAAAUAUCGGACAUCCAGCAGGAUCUAAACUUACCCCGUGUUUUGUUACCGGUGACGCAGAGACGUUGCAAACUGCCUCUUGCGGCAUCCUUUAAAAAUUGAGGAAAGAGGUGAAACAGAACUACCAAAGUCGUAACAACGAUACACGUCUGGUUAAACUGCACCACCUGGCAAACAGACAACAAACGAGAGGACAGGAAGGAGGAAGGAUACUGAAAAUGAAUAUCUUUCGAUUGGCCGGUGACCUAUCACAUCUGCUGGCAAUAAUUCUUCUCUUGAUCAAGAUAUGGAAAACCAGAUCAUGCGCCGGUAUUUCAGGAAAGUCGCAGAUUCUCUUUGCAAUCGUGUACAUUACCCGUUACCUGGAUCUAGUGACAACUUUUAUUAGUUUGUAUAACACGUUUAUGAAGCUGGUCUUCAUUAGUACCUCCGUGGCUACGAUUUAUCUGAUGUACGUCAAAUUUAAGGCGACAUACGACCACAACCACGAUUCGUUUCGCAUCGAGUUUCUGCUUAUCCCAUGCUUCGUACUGGCCCUGUUGAUAAACACGGCAUUCACUGUAGUUGAAAUACUCUGGACAUUCUCCAUUUAUCUGGAAGCUGUUGCCAUCUUACCACAGUUGUUCCUGGUAAGCAAGACGGGUGAAGCGGAGAGCAUUACCAGUCAUUAUUUGUUUGCACUUGGCUCAUAUCGUGCACUUUACCUCCUCAAUUGGAUCUACCGAUACUACGCGGAAGCACACUAUGACCCGAUUGCCAUCUUUGCUGGAGCCAUUCAAACGAUCCUGUACUGCGAUUUCUUCUAUCUCUACAUUACGAAAGUCCUAAAGGGUAAAAAACUCCAACUUCCAGCGUAAAUAGCGCUGAGUUAAUAAAUAACCAUAAAUUACUUUGGAGUGUAGGGAAUACUGGAAAGGCACUGCAAAAGAGUAGAAGUAAUGUUUAUAAUCGGAAUCCACCACAUACAAACUUCUUAUGUUUGUGGUGACUGUAUGAUUUGAAUAAAUAAAUUGUAUUUGCGCUUAUUAGA